Messenger RNA from Lethenteron reissneri (Far Eastern brook lamprey), 1524 nucleotides. RefSeq names its product G2/mitotic-specific cyclin-B2-like. The record is from RefSeq and is a predicted model, not a curated record. Lineage: Eukaryota; Metazoa; Chordata; Hyperoartia; Petromyzontiformes; Petromyzontidae.
AUGACCCAGCCGACGCAACCUCACCUGCCGGAGAAGUUCACCGAUGGGACUCUCCUCGUCGACCCGCACCGAGCGACGCGGGCACAAGACGACGACGACGAGAAGGUGGACGAGGUGGACGAAGCUGAGUUCGGAGAUGUAACAGGAGGGCCGCCUCCGCGCCCUCGCGGAGCCGAGAUCUCGCGAGACUUCGCGCCUCCUCUCGGUCAGCGGCGCGUGGCCUUGAGGAGCGUCAGCAACGUUGGCAGCGUCGCAGCGAGGCGACGAUGCCAGGACCGGAGACGGCAUCCCAAGAAGACGCAGCUCUGCACCCCCAUGGUGGGGCCCCCACUGCAGGCCGCCGGCAGCAGCGCCGGCAGCGGCGGCGGUGGCGGCAGCGGCGCCGCCUGCGCCCAGGACGCGGGGGCCCCGCCGGCGCCGGCGCGCAAAUGCAGCCGCCGUGUGUCGUCCAGCGACGCCCACUCGGCCGUGUCGCGCGACCUCCGACCCCUGCUGCCGCUGCCCACUCCUGCCGCCGUCGCGUCGUCGUCGUCGUCGUCGCAAGGCGGUGGGAGCGACCCGCUGGCGCGCAUGCAGUUGCUGACGCUCAACGACGCUCGCACGUCGCCAGGCGGGAGGCCCCAGGAGCGCGACCGCCACCGCGAGCUGGCGCUCACGCUGCAGCAGCUGGGCAUGUGCUCCGAGGCCAACUACGCCAACGAUCUCUACCUCUACAUGAUGCGGCGCCAUCAGCACCAGCAGUUCCGCGUCUCCGACGUCCCCCAGGCGCUGACUCAGCGCAUGCGAGGCCUGCUCGUCGACUGGCUCGUGCAGGUGCAGGUGUACUUUGAGAUGUCGGAGGAGACGCUGUACCUGGCCGUGUACCUGCUCAACGCGUACCUGCGCGUCGCCGAGCUGCACGUCCCCACGCUGCAGCUGCUGGGCAUGACGUGCCUCUACGUGGCCUGCAAGGUGGAGGAGAGCUCCGUGCCAGAGGUGCACAUGCUGUGCUACCUGAUGGAGCACACCUACCGCAAGGAGCAGCUGCUGCGCAUGGAGCGCCUGCUGCUGGAGCGGCUCAAGUUCAGCCUCUACUAUGUCCAGCCGCUGCACCUGCUGCAGGUGCUGCUGCAUCUGUCGGACGCCUGCCAGGAGAUCACCUUCCUGUCCACGUACCUGAUGGAGCUGUCGCUGAGCGACGUCGACUCGGUGACGUUUGGCGCCAUGCAGCUGGCGGCCGGUGCACUGUGCCUGGCGCGGCACGUGACGCUAGAGUACCGGCACGGCGUGAUGGGCAUCGUCGACGGGGAGACGGCGUGGAACGACACGCUCGGCUACUACUCCUCGUACAGCGAGCGCCUGCUGUACCGCUGCAUGCACCGCAUGUCGAGCCUCGUGCUGGCAGCGCAGUCGUCGCGCCUGCGCUCCUCCUACACCAAGUUCUCGGCGCCGGCGUGGCUCGGCGUGAGCCAGUGCCCCGCCCUGGACGCCUCGCGCUUCCUCAAGUUCUGCGCCGUCGACGUCUGCGACGGCGCCCCGCCGUGA